Messenger RNA from Eruca vesicaria subsp. sativa (arugula), 2857 nucleotides. The record is from the annotation of a GenBank genome assembly. NCBI's taxonomy places the organism in Eukaryota, Viridiplantae, Streptophyta, Magnoliopsida, Brassicales, Brassicaceae.
AUGAACGAUGUGGUUAGUUUGGGGGUAGGUUCCGUUGCAGGAGCUGCGGUCUCGGCGCUCCUGGAAGUCGUGAUUGAAAUGGCUAAGAUGGUGGCUGCGUUCAAAGAGAAGUAUAUGGAACUCUCAUCGACGUUGGAGGAUCUGCGUCCGGUAAUCGAAGAUAUCGAAAGGUUACAAGGUGCUGGAGAACUAAAGAAAUUCAUGGAUAUAAUCAAUGAAGCUGGUGUACUGGUUGGGAAGAGUUCAAAAGUCAAGCGGUGGAAUCUACCUGCAAGACUUAAAUAUACAAGAAGAAUAGACGACAUCAACCAGAGGAUGCAAAAUUUCUGUAAGAUUAAAGUGCAGCUUAUUAUACUUCGGAACCAACAUGUGAUUAUGAGUCAACUGUUUGUGCCUUAUUCCUCGUCGCCUCCCAAGCCGUCUCACAGGCCGUCUGACAUGCUGCCCGUGAAUACGAUGAAAGCCUUACAGAGUCAUCUCCAAAGGAUCAAUAAGAAACUCGAUGUUUUGAGUGUUUCUCCGCCUGUUUAUAUGGAUCUUUGUUCGGUCCCAAAGCUUGAUAAGGUUCUCGUUGGUUUGGAUUUGCCAUUGUUAGACGUAAAGAAGAUGCUCCUUAAUGAUGAUGAUCCCGUGGUUAGCCUCGUGGUCUCUGCUCCUCCCGGGUGCGGGAAAACCACAUUGGUUACUCAGCUUUGCCAAGAUGGAGAGAUCGAAGAAAAGUUCGAGUAUAUCUUCUUUUGCGAUGUGUCAAAGGUUCCUACCUUCAGGACCAUAGUACAGACUUUACUACAGCACAACGGUUACGAAGCACCAACAUUUGAGGACGAUGCUCAAGCAGUUGAUGGCUUAAGAAUGCUACUUGAGGAACUUAAAGAAGAGGGUCCUAUAUUGUUGGUGCUGGAUGAUGUGUGCCAAGGAGCAGAAUCCUUGCUUCAGAAAUUUCAGGUUAACAUACUGGAUUUCAAGAUUCUGGUGACUUCUCGGUUUGAGUUUCCGAGUUUCGGUCCCACUUAUCAUUUGAAACCUUUGGGAUAUGAAGAUGCUAAGUCACUUCUCAUUGAGCGGGCAUCUCCACGUUAUUACAGCAUAGCACUAAAGCAUGAAGAUCUUAUACAAAAGAUUUUGAAACGUUGCUAUAGAAUUCCACUCUUGAUUGAAGUAAUCGGCGUUCAGCUAAUAAGAAAAUUUGUAAAUUGGGCCAGACGCGAAGUGAAAAGCUGGUCUGAAGAGGAAACAAUUCUUGAUAGUCCUCAACCUACUGUGUUAGAAUGUCUGCAGCCUAUCUUGAAUGUCUUGGAUCCCCAUCUGAAAGACUGUUUCUUGGACAUUGGCUCAUUUCUUACACAAGGAGAGAUACGUGCUUCCUGUAUAAUUGACAUAUGGAUGGAAUUAUUCGGUAAAGGUAGUACCGUGUAUGUGAAGGACCUCAAUGAGCUGGCUUUGCAUAAUCUUCUUAAAAUUGUUCCUCUAGGGAUAUAUGACCACGAAAACAUCAGUGUUGGUUGUUGUUACAGGGAUUCGUUCAUCACUGACAAUCUGCUUAAACUUAUUCCUCUCUGGAAACAGAAUUACGAAGACGAUUUCUACAAUGAAUUCUUAGUCACUCAGCAUAGUAUUCUGAGAGACUUGGCUAUCUGCCAAAGCAAAUCUGAGGAACAUCAUGAAAGAAAAAGGCUCAAUCUGGAGAUAAGAGAGGAUACAUUUCCAGAUUGGUGUUUGGAUCUAAGACAGCCUAUAAGUGCUUCCCUUUUGUCUAUCUCUACGGAUGAUUUGUUCUCUUCGACUUGGGUUGAAAUAGAUUGCCCCAAUGUUGAGGCUUUAGUUCUCAAUCUCUCCUCAUCAAGCUAUGCAUUACCAAACUUCAUUGCUACAAUGAAGAAACUGAAGGUUGUGAUAAUCAUAAAUCACGGUCUUGGUCCUGCAAAGUUGACCAACUUGUCGUGCCUCAGCUUGUUACCCAACCUAAAACGGAUCACAUUUGAGAAAAUUUCAAUCAAUUUGCUGGACAUUCUCCUAUCAGGACUCGGCAGUCUCGAGACGCUAUCUUUGUUCAUGUGCAGUUUCAGUGAGGCUUCCUACAACAUAGAUGAAGAGAUAGCUAUCCGUGAAGCUCUACCAAGUUUACAGGAGAUUUACAUAGAUCAUUGCUAUGAUCUUGUUGAAUUGCCGGAUUGGGUCUCUGAGGUUGUUUCAUUGAAGAAACUUAGCAUCGUAAACUGUGGGAAGCUCUCUCUACUUCCAAAGGCUAUAGGUAACUUGAGUAAUCUUGAAGUUCUGAGGUUGAGUUCUUGCAUUAAUCUCAUUGAGCUGCCUGAAUCGACUGAGAGGCUCAGCGAAUUACGGCUUUUGGAUAUUUCUGAUUGCUUGGCAUUGAAAAAGUUGCCUUUAGAGAUUGGGAAGUUGCAGAAGUUAGAUAAAAUCUUUAUGAGGAUGUGUUCGGGAUGCGAAUUAUCGGUUUCAGUGAUGAAUCUAGAUAAUUUGAAGGUAUAUUGUGAUGAAGAGACUGGACUGUUGUGGAAAAGGUUGGAGCCAGAAAUGAGGGAUUUGAUCGUCAUUGAGGAAUAUAGCAGUUUAACUGAAGAACAUGCCAUGUUGUCCAACGACUAAGGAAGGGAGAAAAAAGAGUGAGAAGCUGAACCAGUGAAAGACUCAACCUGUCGAUUAUCCUAUAUAGUUGUAUGAAUAAGUGCGCAUGUGAAAGUGCAUGGGUAUGUUUCUUAUAACCAUGACUUUUUUGGGUUAUGUUUUUCUAUGUUUGAUUUUUCAGUUUCCAGAACUUACAAACGUUUACGUUCAAUUAUGCAAGAUUUUGAUUUAUGUUUGUGUGUGUGUGUCUUAAUAAAUGAUAAGUUUCACA